Molecule: messenger RNA, 642 nt
Organism: Serendipita indica DSM 11827
Lineage: Eukaryota; Fungi; Basidiomycota; Agaricomycetes; Sebacinales; Serendipitaceae
Source: the annotation of a GenBank genome assembly
AUGCCACAGGGCUGCUAUGAGCUCGAUGUUCACGACAGCGACUCGGACAACAGCAGCAACAGCAGCAACAGCGACUCGGACGACGACGACGCGCUCUCCAUUAUUAUCGCAGACGCCAUCGACCCAGCAAACAUUCCCUUGCCACCUUCUCCCGUCCACAGCGAGCCCAGUCUCCCAGCGAGCACUACGCAAGGCGCCACGAGCAAUGACUCGGCCGCAGACGCGGACCUGGGACAAACUGAACAGAGUGAUCAAACUGAACAGAGCGCUGAAGACGCGUGCAAUGACUGCACCCAGCCACGUCUAGACAAGGGCAAAGGCCGCGAAAUCAUUCUCGAGGAGCCAGCUGCAGCGCGCCCAGCAAGCCCUGUAGUUAUCGUCGAGCAGACCAGUCCACAAACUCCCCGUAGCCGUCCAAGCUCACGCUCCAGGCGUCGCAGCCCAAAAUAUCAGCCAAUUCUUACCAUCCGGUCCUCCCACGGCUGGAUUUGGAACCAGGAUCUCUUCGUUCCGCACUAUAUGAAGGAUCGUUACAUCUCGUACCCACCCGAGCCGCCAUCCAGCGACACCCCCGGAAUCGAAUUUGACUGCGUUGGAAUCACUCUGACGCCCGAGGACCUCUCACAGGUUCUUCCUCCAUGA